Molecule: messenger RNA, 1356 nt
Organism: Penicillium nucicola
Lineage: Eukaryota; Fungi; Ascomycota; Eurotiomycetes; Eurotiales; Aspergillaceae
Product: camp independent regulatory protein
Exons: 1
Coding region: 1-1356 (451 amino acids)
Molecular function (GO): DNA binding
Source: RefSeq, a predicted model, not a curated record
AUGGAGACAUAUUACGGGCACGUCCGCACUCCGGCGGACGCUAUUAUUUUAUUCGAGGCUUGUCGCAUCGGCCUUUUACCCCGAGUUCAAAGACGACUUUCAGAAAAAGAGCGACAGUCGAUUCGAUCUGGCUCGGUCUUUGUAUGGGAUGAGCGCGAAGCGGGCAUGCGACGAUGGACCGACGGAAAGUCAUGGAGCGCCAGUCGUGUGUCGGGGAGCUUCUUGACUUAUCGAGAAAUGGAAGGCAAGCGUGGAGGUGGUGUUGCUCAGAGCUCUUUACAACGCGGGGGCAAAACACCGGAGAGCCGGGGCAGCGAUGAAGAUCGCGGCGAUGGGACAGAUGAGGGACCAGAUGGGUACCGAUAUAAGCCCGAUGGAUUGAUGAAGCAGUCGUUCAGUAUCACAACGUCCAACGGCCAACACCUGCAUUUGAUCAGCUACUAUUCGCGCUCUCACCCAUCUGCCGCCAACCUUCAACAACCGACAUCCGAUCCUGCGCUGCGCCAUGUUCGCCCCCAAAAGGGCCUCUACCCGGAGUCCACCGUGAACGACCAGCAAAACCUCCCCGUGGUCACUCGGGGACCUAUGCAGGGUGCCUCGUACCCAAUUACGCCUCAUCCCAUCGGCGCUUACCAGCGCGCCGCCCAUGCACCCCCAUUCCCACAAGGCUAUGCAUGGCCCCCAACUCCUCUAGCCACGCCCCCAACUGUUGCAGUUCCAUACGGCGCCCAAUAUCUUCCCCCCAUGGCGGCCGCCGGGCCCCCUCCAUAUGGUCCCCCACACCACCAACCACCGCCUCAGCAUUCUAACCUUCCGCCCCCUCCGCACGGGAUCCCCGGUCCGUACGAUCGGCCGCCCCAUGUCGAGGCGACAUUACCACCAGGCGGGCCUCCGGCUUACUUAGCCCGGUCGCCGCGUACAAUGCAUGACCAGCACGAGCAACGAAGUCCUCCAGUAUACGGACAUGCGAUGGUCGAUCCACGCGUGGCUUCAUCACCGCGAGUACCAGUGCAACCCCUCGUACAGCAAAACGGACACACACAUAGUCCUCGUCUACCGAAACAAGAACACCCCGCAUUGCAGCCUCUCAACCCUAUCGGUACACCACCAAAGCCCCUGGACCCCAGUGCCGGCAAUGGAGUCCCAGGGAUCAGCUCACUGAUGAACGGCGCCGCCCUGGCUCCUUUAUCUGCGUCAACUGCUCCACCUCCUCCCGGGGCCGUCGCAAGCCCCAACGGAGCGCCCACGCAGGCAACAUCAGGCGAGGGGCCGCGCGACAUUCCGAACGAGAAAAUCGGAUUCGGAGGCGAGGACAUGAGAGCCCUGCGCCAGCUAGACCGGGCCUUCAUCGCAUAA